Parasteatoda tepidariorum (common house spider) is the source of this 2338-nucleotide messenger RNA. Lineage: Eukaryota; Metazoa; Arthropoda; Arachnida; Araneae; Theridiidae. The record is from RefSeq and is a predicted model, not a curated record.
GGUUAUGUUGCUGAUAUAAAUUACUGUGCCCCGCAAGAUCAAAUUAAACAAAUUUCUCAAGGGGAUGAAAAAGUGCCUAUAGUCUCUGGAAUUGUUUUCUUAAAUUCUAAUGUAGCUGAAAGUUUUCUUGCUUUGCAUGUGCAAGCUCCAUUAGACAGCUGUACAUAUCUAGGCCUUGACAGUGGUAAUGAUCCAAUACAAGUAUCUCUAUUCUUUGAUCUUUUGAUUGCUAUGUCUACUAAUAUGGAUAAAAGCCGAUUUGUAUCUGGAAAAUGCAGCAAAACUUACAAUCUUAAGUUUGGUCUUACUAAUGAAUCUUCUCAAGAAAUUUGUUUUGCAAGAUCUCUUAUUUGGGAUGAGCUUUCUAAAUAUAAAAUGUCUGCAAAAGUCCUUUCUUACUGUACACAUUUGUAUUGGUCAAGUCUUAAUUCUGUGAAAUUUCACAUGUCCAACUUAUUCAAGAUAGCAAAUUCAAAACUUGUACAUUCCUUAUGCUUGGUGGAUAAUCCUGGUUCAUUUACCCCUCAAGGCCUGUUAAUUAAUUCUUCCAUCUACGCAGAAUCCUGUGAUAUACCUCAAAGCUCUAUAAUAUGUGACUCUUUCAUUGAAACAAAAGCACUGACUGUGGGAGAAAAUUCUUAUAUUUCUGGUAUAACAUUCAUCGAUAAAAACCAUGUUUUAAACUUAUGUGAUAAUCUUGCUGUGGUAAAUAUUACUACUACCAUUUGCCUGGAAUGUUCUAUAAUUGUUGUGCUUGGAGUUGAAGAUGAUCCAUUUAUUCCUGUAAAUUUUAAUGCAGAAAGUUUCUGUUUGUCUUCAUUUCUACAGAAAAAUGAACAAGAUAUAUGGGAUCCUCAUAUGCUCAACCUGAGAAAAACUCUUGCGAAUGCUAAACUUUAUCCACCUGGUUUUUCCUUAAAGGAUAUUCUUCAACUCUUUUUCUGUGAUAGGCCCACUGAACAUCAUGAAUCAUUACUGAAAAUGUGGAGAGAAAGUAAGCGCUUUUCUUUAAUUGAGUUAGCUGAAAAUAUUGAUUAUGAAAAAGUCUAUAACCAAAGGAGAAACCAAUAUUCUAAAACUUCAUGUGAAAUUAUAAAAAGGGUGCUAUGCCAAAAUGAAGAUACAUACUUACUUCCUUAUUUUUAUGCUGCUCAAUCAGAGGGGUGGACCCAAAAUAUCAUGAAUACUUUGGACAGUGUGUUAUUAUCUUAUCAAAGAUCAGUUGUUUACACACGAACUCUGAGUAAUGUUGCUGAUCUUCUUAGUAUAAUGUCUGGUGAAACUGGAGGUUUAAGAAGUGGUCCUGGUAAUAACCGAAUUUGGGACAAAGCUUUUGAAUUGUUAUUGGUUGGCCAUACUGUGGCUGGAAUGAAAGCACUUCUUCGUGAGAGAUCAAAUUGGAUGGAUAGACCAGACCACAUUAUGAGAUCUGCUAGACAUUUUGAAAGAGCUGCUCAAAUAAUGAUACAGAAUUCUGUGAAAACUGUUACUGAGUUCAUUACAUUAUCAUCUGUAAGUUUGCCUGAUAUGGGAACCAUAGUAACAGUUGAGUGUCCUGCUCGCAUAGAUUUACAAGGUGGAUGGUCUGAUACUCCUCCAAUCUGCUACGAAUUAGGGGGCUCUGUUGUAAAUGUUGCUGUAUUAAUUGAUGGAAAGAAACCCAUUGGUGCUCGAGCUUGCAGAAUUCCUGAACCUCACAUUCGUCUAAAAAUUGGAAUUGGGGAACUGCAUCAUGAAAUUAUAAUUACAGACAUAAAAGAUAUUUUAAACUAUGAUCAGCCAAAUGCAAAAGGAGCUUUGCUUAAAGCAGCAAUUAUUUGUACUGAAAUCAUUGACAGUAAUUCUCUAAUAGCUUUAGCAGAUCAACUUCUUUCAAAAUUCGGUGGUGGUUUUGAAAUUCAAUCUUGGUCUUUAUUGCCUCAAGGAUGUGGAAUGGGCACAAGCAGUAUUCUUGCUGGAGCUAUAAUUGCCGCUUUAUGGUCUGCUUCUGGAAAAAUGUAUGACAAGCUAACUGUAAUUCAUGCUGUCUUGCAUGUUGAGCAACUUUUAACUACUGGUGGUGGCUGGCAAGAUCAAGUGUCUGGAAUCACAGGUGGGGUUAAUAGAGGUUAUUCUGACCCAGUUCUACCAUUGCAAGUAAAAAUAGAUUCAUUAAAUCUUAAAGAAGAAAUCAUUGAACAGUUGAAUGCACGUUUAUUACUUAUUUAUACUGGAAAAGUACGAUUAGCUAAAAACUUACUUCAGAGUGUUAUUCGCAAUUGGUAUGCCAGGGAAGAAACUGUUGUGAAAUGUUUUAAAGAUCUUCUUUCAAAUUCAUAUGAAAUGAAGCAAGCUUUAC